Molecule: messenger RNA, 1125 nt
Organism: Priapulus caudatus
Lineage: Eukaryota; Metazoa; Priapulida; Priapulimorpha; Priapulimorphida; Priapulidae
Product: multiple coagulation factor deficiency protein 2 homolog
Exons: 5
Coding region: 100-669 (189 amino acids)
Source: RefSeq, a predicted model, not a curated record
CGCAGCUAGAGCGACGGCUGUCCGACCUACGCACGCUACAACUACCUAUUACUACAUCCCGCACCCACGCUAAGAUCAUAACUAAGCGACGUGACAAACAUGGACUGGUUCACAAGACGUCUACUGGACAUCUGUCUCAUCGUCAGCUGUAGUGUCGUGUUCGUCAUCUCACAUGGCCAGCACAGACCGGCAAAACACAACAUCGACGACUUGCAGGGCACCAACAGGUUCAGAGACAAGGAGUUUGUACAGGAUAGAGAACACGUGAAGGAACAUCUAAAGGACCUAGCCGAUAUAGACGAAGAGAAAAUGACACCAGAAGAACUAGAAUUCCAUUACUUCAAACUGCAUGACUUUGACAACAACACGAAGCUAGAUGGACUGGAGAUUCUAGCAGCGCUGACACACGCCAUCCCAUGGGAAGAGCAGGAUGAGAAGGAUGCGAGCGGACUGCGGAAGGAUCCGGCAAAGAUCAAGGAGCUACAGGACGAUCGGCUACGAUCCUACGUCGAACUUAUAGACAGAGUCUUUGAGGACGAUGAUUACGAUAGAGAUGGUUACCUAUCAUACAUCGAAUACGUUCUCGCCCGGCGGAGGGACGAAGAGAUUCAAAAACGCAAGGAUCUCCAGAAACAACAACAGCAGCAGCAGCCGCACAGCCAACAAUGAGAAUUGUUAGACAAAUUAAUAAAAUUGGUAUUUACUGCGUGAGAACUGCGCUCGACGAUUUAGAACCGAAAUCAAUAUACGUACAUUAUUCAUAUACUUUACUAUAACGAAGCUUCCAUAUUUCUUAUAUGGAUAUAUAUAUAAUCGAUUUCUUCCAUAUUAAAAAUUGUGAGCUAUGGUCACCGUUACUAGCAAAUAUAAGAAAUAGACUAGUUAUAAUUUCGAUGUCCGUCUGAAAAGCUUUUGAUGAUAUUACAGCUGCCCGUGUGUGGGAACCUAACACAUGUGGAGCGAGGGGUGAUGGAGUGACAGAAACCCUGAAGUGUUGAACAAGCCUAAACCUUAAUGUAAUGUCUAUACUACGUGUCUAUAAUUGUACAUCAGUGCGUGUAAGUCAUUAAGAUGAGUUUUGUUUUGCUAAAUUCGAGGAAUAUAAAAGCAAAUAUUUUAUUAUCA